CACAGUAAGCAGACCGACAAUAAAAUUAUUAAAUAAAUUUUUGACGCAUUUCUAUACAAAUGUUAAGAUUGCUCCAAAAAAGUUGUCGAAUAUGUGAGAAAUCCGUGUAUGGGCAUAACUUGGCCAAAUACUCAAGCAAAAAGCCACCAGAUAAAUCUAGUUCGUCUAAAAACAAGCAGUCUUUAAAGAAGGCGGAGAAUAAAGAAGCAACUUUGGCUGCACCCUCAACUAAGCCUGCUCCCCUUAUGAAGGAAGUUCAGAUAUAUCGCUGGCAGCCAGGAAAGAGCCCACGUCUUCAAAGCUACAAUGUAGACCUUAACAAAUGUGGUGCUAUGGUCCUUGAUGUCCUAAUAAAAAUAAAAAACGAAGUGGAUCAAACAUUGACUUUUAGACGUUCCUGCCGAGAAGGAAUUUGCGGCUCGUGUGCCAUGAACAUUGGAGGCAUUAAUACGUUGGCUUGUAUAUGUAAAAUUGACAAAAAAUCUUCUGGAGUACUGAAAAUUUACCCAUUGCCCCACAUGUACGUUGUUCGGGAUCUCGUUCCAGAUUUAGGCCAUUUCUAUGAUCAAUACCGCUCUAUUAAGCCAUGGCUACAACGUAAAAGUGAUGCUGAAGAACCCAAAGGAAAGGCGCAGUAUUUGCAACACAUGGACGAUCGCAAAAAAUUAGAUGGUUUAUAUGAAUGCAUUCUCUGUGCCUGCUGCACAUCAGCGUGCCCGUCCUAUUGGUGGAAUGGGGAUAGAUAUUUGGGUCCCGCAGUGUUAAUGCAAGUAUAUCGAUGGGUUAUAGACUCGCGAGAUAAUAUAACCGAGGAGCGGUUGAAUCAAAUACGCGAUCCGUUUAGUAUUUAUCGUUGCCACACCAUUUUAAAUUGCACAAAUACCUGUCCGAAAGGGCUAAAUCCGGGGGAAGCCAUUAUUAAAUUGAAACAAUUAUUAAGUGGCUUCAAAAAGAAGCCAAAUGCCUUACUAGAGACAGACAAGCUUCUGAAGUAAAAUAUAUCUUUGAAAAGGGAAUUGGAUUAUGUAAUACUUUUAUUUUGAUGCAUAUCUGCAAUUAACUAUAUUCAUGUGUAUCUUCAGAUACUUGUAUGUAUAUACGUCAAUUGUUUUCGAAUCACUUCAUUAUUA
Molecule: messenger RNA, 1130 nt
Organism: Anastrepha obliqua
Lineage: Eukaryota; Metazoa; Arthropoda; Insecta; Diptera; Tephritidae
Gene: SdhBL
Product: succinate dehydrogenase [ubiquinone] iron-sulfur subunit, mitochondrial
Exons: 1
Coding region: 60-995 (311 amino acids)
Biological process (GO): tricarboxylic acid cycle; aerobic respiration; respiratory electron transport chain
Cellular component (GO): mitochondrial membrane
Molecular function (GO): electron transfer activity; 2 iron, 2 sulfur cluster binding
Source: RefSeq, a predicted model, not a curated record